Molecule: messenger RNA, 2343 nt
Organism: Daphnia carinata
Lineage: Eukaryota; Metazoa; Arthropoda; Branchiopoda; Diplostraca; Daphniidae
Gene: mIF2
Product: translation initiation factor IF-2, mitochondrial-like
Exons: 11
Coding region: 33-2261 (742 amino acids)
Biological process (GO): translational initiation
Molecular function (GO): GTPase activity; translation initiation factor activity; GTP binding
Source: RefSeq, a predicted model, not a curated record
ACCUUCGGUUACUAUGGUAACUAAGUUGAAAAAUGGCAACUUCCACAGCCUGUAAAAUUUCGCCAAUCUGCCGGCUUUCACGAACAUUACCGUUCAAUCGACAUAUUUUUAUUCUACACCAAGAAAAUGUAUCAUACUGUGGCUCUAGGGCAACGUUUUUGGGAAAUAUUUAUCGUUAUAGCUCUAAUAGGACAAAUAUUUUAGCGACAAACCGUUCUGUUAUCCUUGUAAAGCAUUCUUGUAAUUUCAGCACAACUGCUACAUGUCUAAAACAACGAAGAACCCACGAUGACAAAAAAAGGGGCCUUGUACCACUAUCACUUCAAGCCCAGAAGAUGCAAAACAAAGCAGACAUGAAAGUCAUCAAAGUUUGGAGAAAUAUGUCUGUUCUUCAAUUGGCUGAUGCAAUGAAUAAGGAUCUAGAUCAUGUCUUUGAGGUCAUGAUUUAUGUGGAUAACUCUGCUGAUUAUGAUGAGCCUUGGAAGUGCAUAGACAAUCUCAAAGUGAUCCAGGAAAUUGUGAAAAAGAGUGGCAUGCGCUGCAUGAUUGCUAGUGAGCCAACUUCACAUACAACCCAUAAAGAGAUUAAGGAUGCUGAGAAAAGACCACCACCUAAGCUACGUGACUGUGUUCCGCGCCAUCCUGUCGUUACUAUCAUGGGUCACGUUGAUCACGGGAAGACAACCCUUCUCGAUUCCUUGAGGCACACCCGAGUCGUGGACGGUGAAUUUGGUGGCAUCACACAACACAUUGGAGCCUUUGAAGUGUGCCUUGACAGUGGUGAGAUGAUCACCUUUCUUGACACGCCCGGUCACGCAGCAUUCACAGCCAUGCGCUCCCGCGGUGCCCAUGUCACUGAUAUUGUCGUGCUAGUUGUGGCCGCUGACGAUGGUGUUAUGGAGCAAACCAAAGAAUCCAUCAGACUGGCAAAUGAAGCUAAAGUUCCUGUUAUUGUAGCCAUCAAUAAGGUUGACAAGCCAGAAGCAGAUAUUGAAAGGACUAAAAGUAUGUUAAUAGCUCAAGGUCUAGUCCUAGAGGAAGUAGGUGGAGAUGUACAAUCAGUACCCGUGUCGGCUUUAAAAGGAACGGGGCUCCAAGAACUGAUCGAUACAAUCAACACUCAGGCGGCUCUACUUGACCUAAAGGCCGAUUCAAAAGGUCUGGUUGAAGCGACCGUCAUUGAAUCUAAAACGGACCCGUACCGCGGGAAGCUUUCAACUGCUAUAAUUCAAAGAGGGACUCUACGCAAAGGCUCUUAUCUUGUAGCUGGUACGGCCUGGGCCAAAGUAAGGUCCAUGUUUGAUGAUCAAGGCAGGCCCAUCCAGCAAGCACCGCCCUCCACUCCAGUUGAGAUCGUUGGUUGGAAAGAAUUGCCAAGUGCUGGCGACGAAAUAUUGGAAGUCGAAACUGAAAGGCGAGCUCAUGAAGUUACCCAACUUCGUCAAUCGCGAAAAGAAGUGGAAAAAUUGAAGGAAGACUAUGUAGUCAUUCAACAGAAGGUAGAAGAACAUUUGAAGGAAUACAAAGUCCAGCUGGAGGAGAAAAAACGAAUGGGUAGAAUGAGGUACAAAAUUAGAGGGAUGCGACCUAGAGCUGCCGAGGAAAAAUCCUCCCAACCAAAAUUGUCUAUUAUCAUUAAAGGUGAUGUAGACGGCUCUGUAGAAGCAUUGCUAGAUGUAUUGGAUUCCUACCAAUCGUCGAAUUGUACGCUAGAUCUCAUCCAUUAUGGCGUCGGACCCAUCACGGAGAGUGACAUCAAAUUAGCUGAGCCAUUCAAUGCGAUCGUCUACGCCUUUAACGUUGGCGUGAUGCAGCCAAAUGUACGGCAGCUCGCCAAGUCUCAUAAAGUUCAGAUUAGAGAACACAAUAUCAUUUAUCGGCUAUUUGACGACCUUCGUGGCGAAUUAGAGAAACUUCUGCCACCCACCGAAGUAGAAGAAGUCAUCGGUGAAGCCAACGUUCUUCAAGAAUUUAUUGUCACCGAAGGCAAACACAAGCUUCCCGUCGCUGGCUGUCGCUGUGUUAAAGGCAUAUUGAAAAAGAAUGCGCUCUUCCGAUUAGUUCGUGAGGAAGAUCCUAUAUUUGAAGGCCGCGUUGCUUCCAUGAAGCAUCUCAAAUCCGAAGUGGAUACAGUUAAGAAAGAUGUCGAAUGUGGAAUAAGACUCGACAGUCCCACUAUACAGUUUCAACCUGGUGAUACACUUGUGUGUUACGAAAUGAAACAAGUUCCUCAAACUAUCGACUGGGAUCCUGGAUUUUGAUGACACACAGCCAUGUAGAAAUCUAAUACAUACUGUACAGUCUGGCGAAAAAUAUAGUCAACUCAACUCGAAUUCAAUUUUC